UGCAGGUUAGCUCUCUUGCCACCUCCUUCAGGGAGCAGAGUCCCUGGCCUGACUGUGGAUCCAGUCGGGUUGGGUAGGUCCAGCCAUGGUUGCUCUGGGCUUGGGGGUCGCCCAGGGUCCUGGAUGCCGUGCAGGACUCUGAAAGGGACACCGAAAUAGACACCUAGUUCCGGAGAGGUCAGAACGCGAGAGGCGGACAACAGUCGGAAGAGCAUGCCUGGUACCACCACGAGACCCGGGCUGUCGCCAGGGGGGCCACGGUCCCCGCUUCUGCUGCGGCUGCUGCUGCUCGCUAGCGCAGCGUACACCGGUGGAUCUCUGCCCCGAUUGUGUGAUGUGCGGCGAGUGCUGCUGGAGGAACAGGCCCAGUGCCUGCAGGAACUCUCCAAAGAGAAGAAAGGAGAUCUGGGCCUGGAGACAAUAUCAGGCUGUGAGGGGCUUUGGGACAACAUGAGCUGCUGGCCCUCCUCAGCACACGCACGGACGGUGGAAGUGCCAUGUCCGAAGUUCCUCCAGAUGCUCACAAGCAAAAAUGGCUCUCUGUUCCGGAACUGCACACAGGAUGGCUGGUCAGAAACUUUCCCCAGGCCUGACCUGGCCUGUGGGCUCAACAUGAAUGUCUCUUCUAAUGAGAAGCGGCAUGCGUACCUGCUGAAGCUCAAGGUCAUGUACACUGUAGGCUACAGCUCCUCCUUGGCCAUGCUCCUGGUCGCCCUCAGCAUCCUGUGCUCUUUCCGGAGGCUGCGCUGCACCCGCAACUACAUCCACAUGCACCUGUUCGUGUCCUUCAUCCUGCGCGCCCUGUCCAACUUCAUCAAGGAUGCUGUACUCUUCCCCUCCGACGACGUCACCUACUGUGAUGCCCACAGGGUGGGCUGCAAGCUGGUCAUGGUCUUCUUCCAGUACUGCAUCAUGGCCAACUAUGCAUGGCUGCUGGUGGAGGGCCUCUACCUUCACACACUCCUUGCCAUCUCCUUCUUCUCAGAAUGGAAGUGCCUGCAGGCGUUUGUGCUCCUCGGCUGGGGUUCUCCAGCCAUUUUUGUGGCUUCAUGGGCUAUCACCAGACUCUUUCUUGAAGACACUGGAUGCUGGGACAUCAACGCCAACACUUCCAUCUGGUGGGUCAUUCGAGGGCCUGUGAUUGUGUCCAUCCUGAUCAAUUUCAUCUUUUUUAUAAACAUUCUAAGAAUCCUGAUGAGAAAACUUAGAACCCAAGAAACAAGAGGAAAUGAAACAAACAAUUAUAAGCGCCUGGCCAAGUCCACCCUCCUGCUGAUCCCCCUGUUCGGCAUUCACUACAUCGUCUUUGCCUUCUCCCCCGAGGACGCCAUGGAGGUCCAGCUGUUCUUUGAACUGGCCCUGGGCUCCUUCCAGGGACUGGUGGUAGCCAUCCUUUACUGCUUCCUCAAUGGUGAGCGAUUGCUGCAGCUGAUGGCCGGCCUUGGGCAGGUGCAGCUCGAAGUUCAGAAAAAAUGGCGCCAGUGGCACCUCCAAGAGUUCCCGUUGCGCCCUGUGGCCCUCAACAACUCCUUCAGCAAUGCCACCAGUGGCCCUACCCACAGCACGAAGGCCAGCACCUCAGAGCCGAGCCGGAGCACCGCCAGGGCCAGCAUCAUCUGAGGAUGCAAGACCUUCAGUGGACAAAGAGAUGGACGUUUGGUAGGAUGGUCGCCUGCCCAGCAGCCAUAUUGUGCUGAGUGGCUGAACAGGCUUGCCCUCCAGGUCUGUGCUUCCUCAGACCUAAGCAAGGGGACAUUGGGUCAUCAUGGAGCAAGAAACAGGCAGGUCAUCUGAGCUUUCUUACUCUUCAGAGAAGAGCAAUUCAGCAGCUACAGAAGGGGCAGGGGAAUAAAAUGACAUCCAGAAAAUCUUUGUCUGUCAAUCCUUGCCACCUAGGGAGGAAGGUAUCACUUCC
Psammomys obesus (fat sand rat) is the source of this 1915-nucleotide messenger RNA. RefSeq names its product secretin receptor (gene Sctr). Gene Ontology annotation, molecular function: secretin receptor activity; peptide hormone binding; G protein-coupled peptide receptor activity. The transcript is spliced from 13 exons. Gene Ontology annotation, biological process: adenylate cyclase-modulating G protein-coupled receptor signaling pathway; cell surface receptor signaling pathway; brain development. The record is from RefSeq and is a predicted model, not a curated record. Gene Ontology annotation, cellular component: plasma membrane. Lineage: Eukaryota; Metazoa; Chordata; Mammalia; Rodentia; Muridae. Bases 214 to 1620 code for a protein of 468 amino acids.